This is a messenger RNA of Priapulus caudatus, 3197 nucleotides long. Its product is annotated as ubiquitin-conjugating enzyme E2 R2-like. Gene Ontology annotation, molecular function: ubiquitin conjugating enzyme activity. Bases 137 to 871 code for a protein of 244 amino acids. Lineage: Eukaryota; Metazoa; Priapulida; Priapulimorpha; Priapulimorphida; Priapulidae. The record is from RefSeq and is a predicted model, not a curated record. The transcript is spliced from 5 exons. Gene Ontology annotation, biological process: protein polyubiquitination; ubiquitin-dependent protein catabolic process.
UUCACCAUCUUUGUUGAGUUUCUUUGGUUUAGGCAGUAGAGAUAGGGCUAUCGGACGAAGAACUUCUUUUGCAGGCAACAUUUCUAGUCUUUGUAUUUCAGAAUUUCCGCGGACCAUUUUCGUAUAAAGCACACAGAUGGCCAGUAAUCCAUCUAGCAGUGCAGUGAGAGCCCUUGCUCUUGAAUAUAAAAACAUUCAGGAAGAGCCAGUGGAAGGUUUCCGAGUAAAACUUCUGAAUGAUGAUAACCUAUUUGAGUGGGAAGUUGCCAUCUUCGGUCCCCCCGACACUCUAUACCAAGGAGGCUAUUUUAAGGCUCACAUGAAGUUUCCACCGGACUACCCGUACUCUCCGCCUAGCGUUCGCUUUCUGUCGAAGGUGUGGCACCCCAACGUGUACGAGAAUGGUGAUCUGUGCAUCUCGAUUCUUCAUCCACCAAUCGAUGACCCACAGAGCGGAGAGCUGCCUUCAGAGAGGUGGAACCCCACGCAGAACGUCAGGACGAUACUCUUAAGUGUGAUUUCACUGUUGAACGAGCCUAACACAUUCUCGCCUGCCAAUGUUGACGCAUCCGUCAUGUACAGAAGGUGGAGGGACUCGAAAGGCAAAGAAAAGGAAUACGAGAAUAUUAUCAGGAAACAAGUGGCAGCUUCGAAGGCGGAGGCGGAGAAGGACGGCGUGCAGGUGCCGACGUCCGUCGAGGAGUACUGCAUCCGCACGAAGGCCGAGCCGACGCACAGCUCAAACGAGAUGACCGACUUCUACGAUGACGACUACGCCGACGACCUCGAUGACACGGACUCGGACGCGGACGCGGACUCGGACGCCAACUACUGUGAUGCCGACGACGACAGCGGCAACGGCGAAUCAUGACGCGUGGCUACGCCGGCGGGUGGACUCUUGCGUGCGGUGGCGGCGUCGGAGACGUGACGCAGUUUUCGUCGUUGUGUUCCCCUUCUUCUUCUUCGCCCGGGUUCUCCGCGGCGGAGGUUACCGGGUAGUUUUUGACAGCAGCAGCGGAGGAAGGCGUCGUGCGUUUUCCCGGGUUUUAUUUCGGAGGGAGGGGGGAGGGUGUCGAGAUUAGGCCGGGUGGGAGGGGGCGUGGUGUGUGUGUGUGUCUCCGCGCGUGAGUGCGGGUGAACGUCCCCGGGGAUGGGGUGUCCCGUUAUCGUCGAGUAGCGAAGAGAAGGUGAGAGGGGGUUGUGGGUUGGUGCAGAAAUGUUUUUCUUUUUCGUUGGAGACGUUCGCUAGAUUUUAGAGUCCUGCCCCCCGCCCCCCAGAGUCCUUGGGAUCGGCCCCCAGAGUACGAAGACGUGGUGAAUCCACUUUUUACAGCUUUUGUGAGUAUAUUGUAUCUGAGAUUGUAAAAUAUUUAUGAAACGUUUGCACACUGAACAAUCUCUCUGGAUGUGUUUAUAAAUGCCUUUUAUAUUCAACAGCAGCGGUGCAGUAGUAGUAGGUACGACGAUGGCUUCACCUACGUAUUUGUACCCGUUUUCGAAUCACGAACCAAAUGAUCUUCGGUUGAGCGUUUGUUCGGUCACUGCUACCGUGACCUCGCAAGUUACACUGCCGCCACGAAGCACUCACUAUUCGUUUUUCUUCUCUUUCGACUUCCUUCUAGUCUCAAGGAAGGCCACCGACCGAUUGUUUUUACGAGGUCCCAUUAGCAGUUCACUGCGUUCGCGUUUGUGGGAUGACCGGGUUCCGAGAGAGAGAGAGAGUUCCGCAGCGGACGUAAUGACCGUUUUUUGUAGGUUCAAAUCUGCGCCUAAUGUGUUGAUCAAUGUCGCGAACGGCGUGUCCCGAGCUAGGUGGCAGCACCGCAUCGAAAUGCGGACGGGCCGGGGCUAUUUUGUCACACACACUUCACAGCAUGACACGGCAGCAUUGUGCGAUCAACCUCGCCUCUGUCUCCUCUGGCCUCGUUCCAAGGCACCCUGGACGCCGACGUAAUCGCGAUUGCAUUGUUACGCGUGGGCGGACCGCGCCCUCCCCCACUCACCGCGCAUCUACGUCAGAGCCGCGUAUUGUACAUAUAGCCCGCGUGUCCGCGUUUGUCAUGUGAAUUGCAUUCGAACGUUGCAAUAUCGCAUGAUGUCACUCGGUCGCCUCUCUGCAGUCCUAGCGUCACCUCUCUCGGUGGUGGUGGUGGUGGUGUGGUGUUGGUGUUGGUGGGACAGGUCUCUUCGUACAUCCAGCCUAUGACUUUCGGUGCUUACCCGUACCAUGUACAAUGUCUACGUAAGGCUGUGGUAGGUCUGGGACUUAUUUUGGAACCUCCUGUGUUUUGUUUUGUAUGAUCGGUUUCUGUAUUUGAACUGCUGUACAUCUGUUGCUGUUGAUAUACAUACAUAUAUAUAUAUAUAUAAAGAGCGAGAGAGAGAGAGAGAGAGAGAGAGAGAGAGAGAGAGAAGGAGAGAGAGAGGGAGAGAGUACUUACUGUUACUUAGUGAACUGCUUGCUAUACGACGGUAAGCAGGAGUGAGCGACGGAGCGAGUGAGUGAUGAAAUGAGUGGCGUGAGUGAGUGAGUGAGUGAGUGAGUGAGUGAGUGAGUGAGUGAUUGAAGUGGUUCGCUCAACUCGUUUCGUUUUUGUUGUUUUAUUUAUUUGUGUGUGAGGUGGCUCCCUCUUUCACGCCGACGUGCGGUGGGUGCACCCCCCCCUCGCCGCCGUCUUCCGUGUACAUACAUGGCGUUUAUGCGCGAGUGGCGCGCGCGUGUCGUCCGACUUGUAUUCGUGUUUUCCGGCAAAGAGCUUGCAAAUCUCGCAUGAUGCGGCAAGAGACUAGUCACGACACGAAAUGUCGUCUGCUCGUCCUUGCUUGUACUCCCCCCGACUGCACGUAGUUACUGUACGUCACAAUUAUCCACUGUGUGUUGUUUGCGUUCAACCGAACAUCACUUUCACUGGUAUCGCGUGCGGGCGAUAUCUACUCGUCGUCACCUACGAUUUUUCGAAAAUUCCGUUCACCCUAAUAGUGUUUGUACAGCCGGAACGCGCUAACAGGAUUUUGUGAAGUUGAAGCUUUGACGAAACUUUGCUCGUGUGUGCGUGUGCGCUCCGAACAGCACGUUGUAGAUUGUCUUGUUUUUAAUGCUUGUGAAUGUACUUGCCCGAGACAUUCUUUUUUGGGUUUUUUUGCCAAUAAAGGUAUAAACAAUUAUGCAGAAAUAUGUAUAUGUAAAAAAAAUUGAA